Cucurbita pepo subsp. pepo (vegetable marrow) is the source of this 1159-nucleotide messenger RNA. RefSeq names its product reticulon-like protein B16. Gene Ontology annotation, biological process: response to bacterium. The record is from RefSeq and is a predicted model, not a curated record. Lineage: Eukaryota; Viridiplantae; Streptophyta; Magnoliopsida; Cucurbitales; Cucurbitaceae.
AUAAAUAAAAAAAGCGACUUUUUCAUUUUCAGCGUCGGAGGGCAGAAGAAAGAGGGAAGGCUUUGAACAUGGAAAUAAAAAAUUCUUGAGUUGCGUGAAUUCCAUUUCGAGCCUUGCCUUGGGAAUUCUCGAUCAUACCGAAACCUUCACAACUUUUCAACCUUCAAUUUUGACUCUGAAUCUUCUGACCGGACAAUUCGGAAGUGCAAUGGUCGAUAAUUGCGACAGCGCCGGCAACGUAGACGCCGACGGAAAAGACACAGCCUGCACCUCAUGUGACCGCCCAGCUUCACUCCACCAGUCCAUGGGUGGCGGCAAAGCGGCUGAUAUUCUACUAUGGAAACAGCGGCAUGUUUCUUUCGGCAUUGUUGUUGUUGCUACAGUAUUUUGGCUUCUAAUUGAGCACUCUGGAUUGCCAUUGUUGACAACAUGUUCGGAUGUCUUGCUGGUUUUGGUCGUCCUAUUGUUUCUUCGUGCCAACUUUGCUGCGUUUCGAAAGAAGCAGCUUCAAACAUUACCACAGCUGGUCUUGUCCGAGGAAUUCGUCGAUAAUGUCGCUGCAUCAUUUCGGGCGAAAAUCAAUAAUGCAUUACUUGUAGCUCAUGAUAUCACACUUGGCAAUGAUUUCAAACUCUUUUUCAGGAUGGUGAUCUGUUUGUGGCUUUUAUCCGUCCUUGGUAGCUACCUUUCUUUCUUCACCUUUGCAUAUAUCGGAACAAUCAUCUCGAUAACUGUCCCCGCCUUGUACAGCAAAUACGAUAAACACGUUGACAGAUGCUGCGGAAUGAUCCGCCAACAAUUUAGAAAGCAUUAUAGAGUGAUGGAUGAGAGUGUUUUCAGCAGACUCCCUGGUAGUUUGUCGAAGGAUAAACAUCAAUGAAUAAUGCUACCUAUAGUUUUCUGCAGUUGUACUAAACCACGGGAUAAUUGUAUUACUGUUUCAUCACAAAUGAAUGCCUGGUUAACUGGAUUCUUGAAGGUUAUUGGAUACCUAUGAACAUGUUUAUUUCUGUAUAUUUAUGAAUACUUGUAAAUGGGGCAAGCUUUUGAAUCUGGUUGGUCUGGAUCUAAUCCUGAGGUUGAAUUCCUUUUGGUCCAGUAUGGACCAACCCACAAAAGGGCCCAUUGUUGAAUACUCAACCCCAAAUCAUUUAGUUCA